AUGACAACAACACGCAACAGCACUUGGGAGCUGGGGAGGGAGUACCAGGUGGCGCUCAUGCUGCAGGGUAACUGGGGCUCCGUGUACGUGGACGGCGUGCUUGUGGGGGGUUCCUACACACUACCAACCCCUGAGGCACGGAAUUACGAUGUCUCACAGUUCUACUUUGGUGCCGGCGGAAACUCUAGUGUGACAGUAAAGAACGUCUUUUUGUACAACCGUCCACUGAAUGCCAUGGAACUCAAAAGGGUUGACCAGUCCGAUGCGCCUGGGAAACGUGAAGGUGACAGCUACGAUACCUCUGAGGAAGGUGCAGGUGACAGCUUUAAUGCGUCUGAGGAAGGUGCAGGUGACACCUUUAAUGCGUCUGAGGAAGGUGCGGGUGACAGUUCUAAAGCACCUGGGAAACGUGCAGGUGACGGCGCACGUGUAUCCAAGCAACGUGCAGGUGACAGCGCACGUGUAUCCAAGCAACGUGCAGGUGACAGCUCCACGCGUACGGAUGUGUCUCGGCUGCUGCUGCUAUUGGGGCUUUGGGGCUUUGUGCUGAGUGGACCUCGGUGGGCGGGGGAUUGUGCUUCUACUGAGAGUAUCUCCGUUUCUCCACGCACUUUUUAA
Trypanosoma rangeli is the source of this 618-nucleotide messenger RNA. Its product is annotated as group II trans-sialidase superfamily. The transcript has a single exon. Gene Ontology annotation, molecular function: exo-alpha-sialidase activity. NCBI's taxonomy places the organism in Eukaryota, Euglenozoa, Kinetoplastea, Trypanosomatida, Trypanosomatidae. The record is from RefSeq and is a predicted model, not a curated record. Bases 1 to 618 code for a protein of 205 amino acids.